AUGAUACGAAUGGCUAUGGGGAAUGACUCUUCUGUGACUGAGUUCAUACUCACUGGACUGACAGACCAACCAGAACUUCAGCUGCCCCUGUUUUUCCUAUUCCUGGUGAACUAUAUAACCACGGUGGUAGGAAACUUGAGUUUAAUGAGUCUCAUUUGCUGCAAUUCAAACCUACAGACACCUAUGUACUUUUUUCUCUUUAAUCUGUCUUUUAUUGAUUUAUGUUAUUCAUUUGUCUUUACUCCGAAAACACUAAUGAGUUUUGUCUCAGAGAAGAACAUAAUUUCUUUUACAGGAUGCAUGACACAGCUGUUUUUCAUGUGCUUGUUUGCCAAUUCUGAGUGCUAUUUGCUGACAGCCAUGGCCUAUGAUCGUUAUGUGGCCAUCUGUCAGCCACUUAUGUACACAGUCAUCAUGUCUCCUAUGACAUGUUCCCUGAUGAUGUUUGGUUCAUACUUGAUGGGGAUUGUUGGUGCAAUUGUCCAUACAGGAUGUAUGAUCAGGCUCAGCUUUUGUGAUUCGAACAUCAUCAACCACUACAUGUGUGACAUCUUCCCCCUUCUCGAGCUCUCCUGCAGCAGUACUUAUGUCAAUGAGCUUGUGAGCUCUGUUAUUGUCAGCACAGUAGUCUUUGCAUCUAGUUUCCUCAUCUUAACUUCUUAUGCUUUGAUUCUUUUUAAUGUCACUAAGUUGUCCUCAGGUAAAGGUUUGUGCAAAGCCAUGAGUACCUGUAGCUCUCACAUUAUGACUGUUGUCCUAUUUUAUGGAUUUGGUCUGCUUACCCAUCUCAAAACAGCAUCUGACGAAUCUGUGAAUCAGGGGAAAUUUUUAUCUCUAUUUUGUACAUUUUUAAUGCCUUUGCUAAACCCCUUUAUUUACAGUCUUAGGAAUAAGGAUGUCAAGCUUGCUCUAAAGAGAACACUGAGGAGGCUCACAGUAAACAAAUCACUGGGGCCGCCAUAA
Molecule: messenger RNA, 963 nt
Organism: Apodemus sylvaticus (European woodmouse)
Lineage: Eukaryota; Metazoa; Chordata; Mammalia; Rodentia; Muridae
Product: olfactory receptor 143-like
Exons: 1
Coding region: 1-963 (320 amino acids)
Biological process (GO): G protein-coupled receptor signaling pathway; sensory perception of smell
Cellular component (GO): membrane
Molecular function (GO): olfactory receptor activity; odorant binding; G protein-coupled receptor activity
Source: RefSeq, a predicted model, not a curated record